AAUGUUUGACAAAAUAUUUCACCUAGCUAACAAAGCAAGGUCUUUAACACAGGUCAAACAAUUAAGAUAAUCACGAGCCAGAAGAGAGAAGGGUGGUAGAUUGUAACAACUGUCAAGGAAAAGAGUCUGAAGCAGAGAGAGAUAGAGAGAAGGUGGUAGUUGUCACAUGAUUUCCAACAGUUCAAAAGGGACCAGCCGCGUCUGCUUCCAUUAUGUAGGUUUAUUGCAAUUUAAAGGGAACAAGUAGUCUGUCUGAAUUUUGUUAUUCUCAAUAUUUCCAUUUUUCCUUUCCAAACCAAUUAGUCUUUCUUUCUACCAUCUUCAAUUUGUUCAGUCUGAAUUAAUUAUGUUGUGGAAUCAAUGAUUUACCACAAAGACAUCCCUAGCAAAAACCAGGCAUCAAUUUUCAUUUCCUAUCCCUUUCUUUCACACCCUACACCCAUAUGAUUCAGGACUAAUCCACUUCAAUCCCUUCAUGAAUUAUUCCUUAGUCUAGCUGGGCGAUGGAGCUUUCCGAAGAUGACUGAUUUCAAGAUAUGUUUGGAUAUGCAUCAUCUUCUUCUUAGACUUGGGAGAGAAAGACAUCAUCUUCUUAGAUGACCUGAAAUUCCAACUUUGUAAAGAACGAGAAAAGUCGAUUGGUUGGACGAAAAAACCCGUGCAACAACAAGUAAACAUGUCAGAAGGACAUGAGAUUCAUAACAAUGAGGAAAUUUCAUCUGGAUGUUCCCAGAAGUGCUCUUCAUUUGACUUGAAUGCAGAAGCUUGCAGUGACGAUAACACUAAUGGUAAUACAGAAGAUGGGUAUGAGCUCACAACAAACGAGAAUAAUGUUGAGAAAGUCAACGACGAGGGAACUUCAGGAAAUGGAAGUAGCAUUUCUAGAGAAGGAAAUGCCAGAAGAGGAACUGUGAGACAAUAUGUUAGAUCCAAGAUGCCUCGGCUUCGGUGGACUCCUGAACUUCAUCAUUCAUUUGUGCAUGUUGUUGAAAGACUUGGUGGUCAAGAGAGAGCAACACCCAAGUUGGUGCUUCAGCUAAUGAAUGUGCAAGGACUCAGCAUUGCUCACGUCAAGAGCCACUUGCAGAUGUAUCGAAGCAAGAAACUUGACGAGGCUGGGCAAGUACUAAGUCAAACGUAUAAGUGGAAUCAAAACCAAAAGUUACGUAGGUCUGUGAUACUGCAUGAGUCCAUGAAUCCUCAACAACAUCUAAAGAUGGGGAAUGGUGGAAUCAUUCUGGCAACUCAAUUCAACAAACAUUGUCAUUUUCCAAGUCUCGUGGACACACCCUUUCCCUUGUCACCAUCCCAUACAAAUGACACUGAUUCAAGGCAGCAGCAAUGGUACAUCAAUCAUCAAACUUUUAGAAAAUCAAUAGCUUCUGGCCAUAUUCAGGCAAAGGAUACAACUACGAGACCAAGCAAAUUGCUUGAAGAGAAAAGCUGGCUUCCGUUAGAAAUUAUAAGCAAUCAUCAAUCCAAGUUCCAGAAGUUACCUGCCACUGUAGCUCCAAAAAAUUAUGGAUCACAAGCAGUUCAGCUAGCUGAAUGGAGCUUCGUGAACAAAACAAGCGUCACAGAAUAUUUAUCGAACAAAUCCAAUGAACCUCGCAACUAUUCCAACAGUUUAAAGCUACAAUUUGAUCCACCAUUUCGGAUUAAGAAAGACGAACAAGAAUUACCUAAUUUGCAACUGGGUUUGAGUUACACAAUUGCAAGCGAUGGUGACAAGAUGGAUCAUUAUAAAGAAACCCAAGAAAUCAGCACCAAGCUUUCACUUUCUUAAUGUUAAUAACCCAGAGCCUAGCUAGCUAAUUAUAUAAAUAGAGAGACCAUAUAUUCAAAAAAGAAUAGAUUCACAAGAUCGACCAAUGUCUGUACAAGACAUGGGGGACAUGUUAGUGCUUUUUAAUUUGAAUCUACAUAGGAUCUGCUUGUGAAAGGAAUUGUUUCAGGAUUGACCAUGAGUUAGAAUUAUCCA
Messenger RNA from Vigna umbellata (rice bean), 1981 nucleotides. RefSeq lists its product as uncharacterized. The record is from RefSeq and is a predicted model, not a curated record. Gene Ontology annotation, molecular function: DNA binding; DNA-binding transcription factor activity. NCBI's taxonomy places the organism in Eukaryota, Viridiplantae, Streptophyta, Magnoliopsida, Fabales, Fabaceae.